AUGACGGCCCUUGAGACCGCCACGACCAUCGUCGAGGUCCCUCGCCCUGAGGAGUCCCGCGACACUCGUGACAAACCGCAUCUCGCCAUCGACGACGAAAAGAAAUCCAAGGCUGGCUCUGCCGAGUCUCCCGAGAUUGCACCAGUCCCCCCGGCGUACGACAAUGACAGCAGUCAGGAAAAGGAGGACGGUAGCGAGGAUGUGAUCAUCAUCACGGGAGCCGAUGCGGCCACUCAUCUUCUCCCGCUGCGUGAUGACCACGACCCUUCGUUAACCUUCCGCGGUCUUUUUCUGGCCACUGGCUUGUCCGCCUUUCAGGCUGUCAUGUACCAGAUCUACACGUUCAAACCAACCCAAAUUACCAUCCAAGGUACAUUUAUCGUUCUCAUUGCUUACUUUAUUGGCGAAGCCUGGGCCAAUGUCCUCCCUCGUGGUGAUAAAUUGACUGCUCGCUGGAGAGCGCGAGGCGGCCAGGGGAAGCUCCCAUUCUGGAUCACCGUCGCAAACUUCAUCAACCCCGGGCCUUGGAGGUUGAAGGAACACGCCAUUUGCGCCAUCACAGCCACGUCGGCGUCCAACGCAUCCGCGAGCAUCAUGGUCUUUGCCGUUCAAGAUCUGUUUUACGACUUGCCCCUCAGUGGCACUACCGUCAUUCUGACCGUCAUCUCCAUCGGUUUGUUCGGGUAUGGCCUCUGCGGAAUCUUGCGGCCCAUCGCCGUCUGGCACGUCGACGCCGUUUACUGGGGCACGCUACCGACUGUCAAGACGCUCCAGGGGCUCCACUGGCAACACGUCAAGGACUCCAAACCUCUCCGCUGGUUCUGGUACAGCUUUACGGGCAUGUUCUUCUACGAGUUCUUCCCUGCUUAUAUCUGGCCAUGGCUCAACGCUGUCUCCAUCCCAUGCCUUGCCGCUAUGAAGGCGACUGGCCCGAAGGCGGCAAUCCUCACCAACCUCUUCGGAGGCUCCCUCAAUAACGAGGGCCUGGGACUCUUCUCGCUAUCGUUUGACUGGCAAUAUAUUACCUCCUUCAAUACUGCACUCCCGCUUUCGCUGCAGGUCCAUGUAGUGAUCGGCUAUCUUAUCUGCUUUGCUGCCAUGCUCGGUAUCUACUAUAACAAUGCAUGGGAGGCUAAAUCGCAGCCCUUCAUGUCGACGCGGCUUCGGUCGCAGGACGGCUCGACCUAUCCCAUCACCGAAGUCUUUACUGGGGGCGUGCUCAACAAAGAGGCCUUAGAGAAAUAUGGUAUCCCUCGCCUCACGGGGACUUUUGCGUACGCCAUGUUUAUGGCCAACGCCGCUAGCACCCUUUUGUACUCCCGCUACGGCAAUGGCAUCGCUACGAAUAACCUCUCCAAAAUGUUGGCAGGUUUGAUUCUCCCCGAGCGCCCCGUUGGCAACAUGUACUUUGCCGCUUGGUCGCACAAUGUGAUUUCCAACACCGUCAACCUGUCCAAUGACUUGAAGAUGGGUGAAUACCUUAAAAUCCCCCCUCGCGUCAUGUUCCUCACCCAGAUCUACGGUACCAUUCUAGGCGGGUUUGUCAGCUACGCCGUGAUGAUUUCCAUCGUCGGUGGGAACCGCGACCUCCUUGCCCUCACCGACGGGAACAGCUCUUGGAGCGGCGCCACCGCCCAGGCGUACAAUACCAACGCCACUUCGUGGGCUCUGGCCAAGUACCUGUACGCCGACGGGGCGUUGUACGAGAUGGUGCCAAUCGGUAUAGCCAUUGGGUUUGGUAUUGUCGUCAUCCACCGGGUGAUUGCACAUUUCAUCCCGCGCAUCCGCACGCUCUCCCUCUACGACAUCAACAUGCCGCAGCUCCUCCAGUACGCGGGCUACAUCCCCUACAACGCGUCGCAGACGUGCGUGCUGCUCAGCCAGGUGCUGGCGGGCUUCUUCGUGCAGCUGUACCUGCGCAACCGGCGGCCGCGCGUCUUUCGCGACUAUUCGUACCUGGUGACCGGCGCCUUCGACGGCGCCAGCCUCGCCGCCCUCUUCAUCCUGUCCUUUGCCGUGUUCGGCGCGGGGGGCCCGUCGGUGCCGUUCCCCAAGUGGUGGGGGAAUAAUGUGGAGGGGUAUUAUGAUCUUUGUCCGGUGGCCGAAUGA
This is a messenger RNA of Chaetomium globosum CBS 148.51, 2109 nucleotides long. RefSeq lists its product as uncharacterized. Gene Ontology annotation, molecular function: oligopeptide transmembrane transporter activity. The record is from RefSeq and is a predicted model, not a curated record. Gene Ontology annotation, biological process: transmembrane transport. Bases 1 to 2109 code for a protein of 702 amino acids. The transcript has 6 exons. NCBI's taxonomy places the organism in Eukaryota, Fungi, Ascomycota, Sordariomycetes, Sordariales, Chaetomiaceae.